Messenger RNA from Daktulosphaira vitifoliae (grape phylloxera), 2567 nucleotides. Its product is annotated as zinc finger FYVE domain-containing protein 1-like. The record is from RefSeq and is a predicted model, not a curated record. The transcript has 12 exons. Lineage: Eukaryota; Metazoa; Arthropoda; Insecta; Hemiptera; Phylloxeridae. Gene Ontology annotation, molecular function: metal ion binding. The coding region runs from base 201 to 2267 and encodes 688 amino acids.
UCUAUUGUUCAAUCAUCUUCGUUGGGUUCCUUUGUCUAAUAAUAAUUAUUAAUACUUUCUUUUCAUUAAGUUAAUCAAAUAUUUAAUUUAGAAAAUUAAUAUAGAUUUUUAUCCUUGUAUAAAAAAUUAGCUUAUGGUAUUAUUACAUAAGAAAUUACAAACCCAUUUUACUAAAUGCAUUUAUAAGAAAUGUCUUGUCAAUGGAUGAUAAAUUGUUUGGCCGCUCUGGCCAUUUGAAAAACCAUAAUAAACUACCUGCCAUAAUGACCCCAGUCAAUACUAUUUCUAACCAUAGUGAUUUUGGUUUGCCUGAUGUUACAAUCACAUCACAAUUCACAUCAUUAAAACUUACUCCAGACUAUAAUGACAGUGAUGAAGAAAGUGAUGAUUAUUCUCAUAGUUUUUUACUUUUAGAUGAGAAAGAAAGGCUGAAGGUUCCUAAUGUAGAGACAUUUGUAAAACGACUUUAUGGUUAUAAAAAUAACAGUCCUGUAAAAGUUAUUUCAAUUUUUGGUAACACUGGUGAUGGGAAGUCUCAUACUCUCAAUCAAUGUUUUUUUAAAGGUUCUGAAGUCUUUCGAACGUCUUCUGAACAAAAGGCAUGUACUGUUGGUAUUUGGGUUGCAUUUGAUCCUACACUGAAUAUUGUAUGUUUGGAUACUGAAGGCUUUUCUGGAUCAGCUUUACAUAAUAAACAAAGAAUAAGAUUAUUACUUAAAGUUUUAGCUGUAUCAGAUAUAGUUAUUUAUAAAGUCAAAGGUGAGCGGUUACAAGAUGAUAUGUUCAAUUUCCUUGGUUCAGCAUCAAAGGCAUACAUUAAACAUUUUCAAAAAGCUUUAAAAUCUGUCAAUUACCAUUCUUCAGAUCCAGUAAAGUCUUCCGAUUUAACUCAAGGACCAUCACUUUGUAUUUUUCAUGAAACAAGAAACACUGAACCUCUAAUAUCUUGUAAUGGUAAAAAUGCUUCAGAACAGAUAUAUGAAAGAUUUCAUGAGCUACAGCUUAAUAUAGAUGGUUUUGCAUCAUUACGAUACAUUGGUAUUCAAACAAUUGUUCCACCUACUGAUUUUGGACCAAUUAGAGAAGUACUUAAUGAAGAAUUGUUGAUCAACUCCAAUAGACCUCAGCGUUCACCACAUGUUGUAUACCUUACAUUAAAAGCACUGAACGACAAGUUUACUGGUGUUAUCAAAAAUUCAAUUGAACCACUUUUCCCAGAUCAACAUUUGACUUGUCCUACAAUAUGUCAAUCUUGUGAACAACGUUGUGCAAAUAGUGUUGGCCAUUUGAAAGAUAACAUUCCUCACUUUAGUAAUUCUAAGUGCAGAUUUCAAUCUCAAUUUGAAAAUUCUAUUUAUAUAUGUAAAGUGUGUAAAGACAAUGGAAAUGCCAUAGAAGUUACAACAAAAUAUAUAAAUGAAAACCAAAAUUCAUGGCUCAAAUAUGCUUUUUCUGAAUACAUUAUUGAAUGUCCAAAAUGUGGAAUUAUAUAUCGUAGUAAACAGUAUUGGUAUGGUAAUGAUAACCCCGAAAAAACUGCAGUAUAUUCAGAAACGAGACAUAUUUGGCCAGGUAUGGAUUUGCCUUCAUCUUCAAGUAUGAAUCCAGCUAGGAAAGUAUUAGAUGGGGUAACAUAUUUGUCUGAAACUGUUGCAAGUGUUGGUUAUGAGCCAUCUCGUUUAUUAUCAUCUUGGGUUGCUGAUCAGUUUGCACCUAAAUAUUGGAAACCAAAUUCUGAAAUUAAAGAGUGCAUAAUUUGUAAACUACAAUUUUCAUCAACAUCUGUGAAACAUCAUUGUAGAGCUUGUGGUGAAGGAGUUUGUGAUGAAUGUUCUAAACAUUCAAUGUGUGUUCCCGAUAGAGGUUGGGAUACACCUGUAAGAGUAUGUAACUUUUGUUAUAAAAGAUCUGGAAGCAUUAGUAGUAACUGCUCAGAGUCUUCAAGUAGAGGAGAAGAAAAUGUAGUAAGUGCUAGAAAAUUUAGUGAAGCUUUAGUAAACACUUUAUCUUCUGUGGCAUCUGUUUUAGAAUACCCUAAAAAUUUAAUAAAAGAUACUGCUAAGCCUUCAUAUUGGAUACCAGACAAUGAAGCUUUAGACUGUGUUGUUUGUAAAUCUCUUUUUGGACCAGUAUUGAUAUUGCAUCAUUGUCGAGAAUGUGGUAAUGGAGUAUGUGAAAACUGUUCUAAUCACAGAAAACCUGUCCCUCAUAGGGGAUGGCCUAACCCUGUUCGUGUUUGUGACUUAUGCGUAAAUAAAGACAUAUAAACUAUAGUAAAUUGAUAAAAUUAUUAUUUUUUAAUUAGAAAAAUAUACUCUAUUAUGAAAGUUUUUGUGUUGGUAAAAACAAUGUUUAAUGUACUUAAUAGUUGAUUUUUUAAAUUUAUAUAACUUAAUUUUAUAUGAGUAAUUUUAUUUAAAAAUAUAUGCACAAUUGUUUUAUUUUAUUUGAGAGUUCAUAAAUAUUUUAGUACAUCACUAAAAUAAUGUUGAACUUUAUAAAAAAAUUCAUUGUUUAAAAAAAAAAUUCUGUGAUAGGUAAAAUUUAAGAGCUAGUCUAUGUAUUUU